GGGGGUGGGGUGGGGUGGGGUUUGGAUGGAUGGAGGAGAGGUGGAUGUUGGUGUGAAUGUAUUUCUGAGUUUGGGAAUCACAGAAAGACAGUGAAGAAAGCCUGCAACAGAAUCCAACAUCCAAACAUGGUAAAGCUUAGGAAGCCACCAUCCGCAUAGAUUCACAAUCUUUUUUCUCUCUUCUGCUGCUGCAUCCAUGUAAAAUAACCCCUCUUAGCUACGUGCCGCCCACUUGUUUCCAACCCCUCUCUACAGAUAUAUAUAGAAAGAGAGUUCAAAAUUAACAACCCUCUUCUCUUUCUCCAACAUGAAAUUUAUUAACUAGUGGUUUGGCCUCACACUUGCAUGGAAUAUGGAAGAACCCUUUCAUUUUCUCUCUGCUUAGCUUCAUAAUUCGCUUCCUCUCAAUCUUCCAAGUCUCAAAAGAAAGAAUCAUGGAGAGUAAGGGAUACAGAAAACUAAACCUCACCCACAAAUCGCACUUGCUUUACUGUUUCUCAGCUUGGGUAUUGGUUAGCAUCAUCACCACUGCAACCACAUGCCAACGAGAUUUCAGGUUUCUACCGUUUGCUCAAGCAGCGGAUAGUAUUUGUUCUCAGGUGAUGACUAGGAUUCGGUUGUCACAGGAAAUUGCCCAGGAAAACCAAGUGUCUAUACCUGUUGACAUCCAAGGACACCCUUCAAGCUUGCCCAGGAGAGUUUUGAGCGGCCCCGGAUCAUCCCCGCCACGGUGUGCCUCAAAGUGCGGCAAGUGCACGCCGUGCAAGCCUGUUCACGUGCCGGUACCUCCUGGAACACCGGUCACUGCCGAGUACUAUCCAGAAGCAUGGAGGUGUAAAUGUGGCAAUAAGUUGUACAUGCCAUGAUGCUCGUAAAUUUGUUUGGUCAUAUAAAUAUAUGUGUAGUGCUAGUACAUGUGACACUGGAGAACAAUGAAUAUAUAUGUGAUCAUUAACAACA
Gossypium raimondii (Peruvian cotton) is the source of this 960-nucleotide messenger RNA. RefSeq lists its product as uncharacterized. The transcript is spliced from 3 exons. Gene Ontology annotation, biological process: guard cell differentiation; stomatal complex development. The record is from RefSeq and is a predicted model, not a curated record. The coding region runs from base 435 to 866 and encodes 143 amino acids. NCBI's taxonomy places the organism in Eukaryota, Viridiplantae, Streptophyta, Magnoliopsida, Malvales, Malvaceae.